Hipposideros armiger (great roundleaf bat) is the source of this 2269-nucleotide messenger RNA. It is a transcript of the gene CHMP4C, whose product is annotated as charged multivesicular body protein 4C. The record is from RefSeq and is a predicted model, not a curated record. NCBI's taxonomy places the organism in Eukaryota, Metazoa, Chordata, Mammalia, Chiroptera, Hipposideridae. Gene Ontology annotation, cellular component: multivesicular body; cytoplasmic side of plasma membrane; ESCRT III complex. Gene Ontology annotation, biological process: vesicle budding from membrane; late endosome to vacuole transport via multivesicular body sorting pathway. Bases 229 to 888 code for a protein of 219 amino acids. The transcript is spliced from 6 exons.
CAGUCGGGGUGCCGUGAGUGCGCGCGAUCCUGAAUGUCUGCGAUUAGGCACCAAGUGAGCCCAAAGAAAGGGGAGUUGGAAAAUAACCAGUUGCCGUUCUGGAAGACGGCGUGCGGCCACCAGAAUCGCGGAUGGCCUGGCCAGGAUUGCUUUUUUGAAAAUUAUUGUUAUUAAUUAACGGGACUCUAGCAGCCAGCACAGUGCCUGGCACAGGCUAUCGCCACCUUGAUGGCUGGCUUCAUCGUUGUGAUUCUUUCAAUCUAUGAUGAUGCCAUUCAGUCUGGCCCCAGCAUGAAUACAGGUGUAACAGACCUACACCCGGCGCACAGCGUGGAGCCAUGCUCAGUCAGCCCAGUCCGAGGAGGAGCCACCCAGGCACUCAAGAGAAAGAAGAGGUUUGAGAAGCAGCUCACCCAGAUUGACGGCACGCUGUCCACCAUCGAGUUCCAGAGAGAGGCUCUGGAGAACUCGCACACCAACACCGAGGUGCUGAGGAACAUGGGUUUUGCAGCCAAAGCCAUGAAAGCCGUCCAUGAAAACAUGGAUCUGAAUAAAAUAGAUGAUCUGAUGCAAGAGAUCACGGAGCAGCAGGACGUUGCCCAAGAAAUCUCAGAAGCAUUUUCUCAACGGGUUGGAUUUGGUGAUGACUUUGAUGAGGAUGAGUUGAUGGCAGAACUUGAAGAACUGGAGCAGGAAGAAUUAAAUAAGAAGAUGACAGGCAUCCGACUUCCAAAUGUGCCUUCCUCUGCCCUGCCAGCACAGCCUGACAGGACGCCAGGCAGAACGGCGGGCCUGCCGUCCACGGCGCAGCGUUCCCGAGCAGCAUCUUCCAGGAGGGCAGAGGAAGAGGAUGAUGACAUCAAACACUUGUCAGCUUGGGCUACUUAAAUUAAAACGGAAUUUUUGGACACCUAAGUGAAUGAGCUGUACAUAGGACAUAAAAAAAAAGGUUUUUUUUGCCAAGUUCCGACGUUAACAAAGACCCUGUUUUAUAUUUACACUGGAUGAAUAAUUGUCUUUGAAGUCUCAUAAGUGAAAGUUCAAAAAAGGAGUCGUGUCUGACAGAACCAGGGAUGAAAAGGGACUUCCUGGCGGCAUCUUGGGGGAUGUCUCCAUUUGACGGGAGCGACACUCCACCUUGCUCACGACUGUUUUUCAGUCCUGGCCCUUACUUGGUGCUCUCCACACAUGUGUUGAAAGGAGACAGGAUCCUCUUCAUAUACAAAACAUGUAACAGUUUAUAAGGCACUUCGGAGGGAUGCGUUUAGGAGAGCUGGGUGAAUAACUUUGUGUCCUUUGCAAAUCCAAGUGCGUGGUGGGGCGUCCUCUUUGGAAGACACGAGCCCACGGUCGGUGUAAACACGCCAGGUCUCUCGGAGGAGAGGUUUUCUGUAGAGAAGGCUGGUGCGAAUAUCUACACACACAGUUCCACUUGAGUUUUGCCAUUUAAAACCUUAAAGGAGCUCUAAUUGACAUUUAUUAUGCCAAUUAAGCUGGGAAUGGGGCAUUGGAUGCAUUUCCCCAAAUGUCUGAAAGCGCAAACAGCUUACACCGCUGAGCGAGAGCCCCCUGGGUGUCAUUUAGUCACUUGGGGAGCCGUGCGAACACUCCCAGGCCACUGCGUGAGUCUUCAUGGUCUCCCGUUUUGUGCUCCCUUGUACAUUCAUUUACACUUUAUGGCAUAUUCCUUGUAAACACAUUAAAAAAAAACAACAGAGGCAAUUAAAAGUAUAUCUUGAAUAACGUUUUGGCCGUCAUUAUUUUUAAAUGAAAGCCAAUUACCAAAUUGUGUAUCGCCCAUGAUAUGUCAUGGACCAUAAAAUGACAAAUGUCUCUGUAUAAAAUGUUCUAGUAUUCCCUCCGUUUGCUUAGCAACACGGUGAAGGAGAGAGCGCGCUAGACCUGGAGGUAGGGGUCCUGCCUUCCCGCCCCCGGUCUGCUGCAAACGCAGUGCAAGGAGGCAGGUCGUACUCUGAGGCUUCGUGUCUUUAUUGGGACAUCUAAGGGCUGGACUUGGUGAUCUCUAAUGGUUCCAUCCUGCCACGGGCCUUAGCAGUCUCUCACCCUCCACAGCACAGAUCCGUAAUCUUACAGAUGUCUUAAACCUUCGUUAAAAUGUCUGUCAUCUUGAGAAGUUUUCUUGAUUGCAUAGACUAAAUCAGGUCUCCCUGUCAUAUGCGUUCAUGAUGCUCUACCUUCUCUCCUGUCGCCUAGCACAGCUGAUAUUGCAUAACUACUUGACUUAUUACUCAGUGAUGUUCUUCCUUGC